This is a messenger RNA of Phytophthora nicotianae INRA-310, 657 nucleotides long. RefSeq lists its product as hypothetical. The record is from RefSeq and is a predicted model, not a curated record. Lineage: Eukaryota; Oomycota; Peronosporomycetes; Peronosporales; Peronosporaceae. The coding region runs from base 1 to 657 and encodes 218 amino acids. Gene Ontology annotation, molecular function: cysteine-type deubiquitinase activity. Gene Ontology annotation, biological process: protein deubiquitination. The transcript has 7 exons.
AUGGGACGCAAGGUCGUCAAGAAGCUGGCCAAGAAAGCUCCGAAAGUGAUUUUUGAGGCUGCCACAGGCAAACGACUGGAUGAUGUCGUGGCGAAGACAAAGGCUAAGCCUAAGAAGAAGCAGAAGAGUGCGUCCUAUGUAGUGGACGAUGGCGCCAUCGAGCUCAUGCGGAGGCAACUAGUAGAUGUCGGCUGUAAAUUACAUGAAGUGGAGGCUGACGGUAAUUGCCUCUUCCGCGCACUAGGUGACCAGCUUUACGGAGAUCAGCAUCAGCACGAGGAGGUUCGAAAGAAAAUCGUGAGCUACUUGGAACAGCAUCGUGACGACUUUGAGCCGUUCAUGGAAGACGAGGAGAAGUUCGAGAAGUACUGUGAGCGAAUGCGGGAAGAUGGCACGUGGGGCGGCAACCAGGAGCUGUACGCUGCGGCUCGGUUGUUUCAAGUGUACGUUGUCGUCCAUCAAGACCAGCCAAGCGCACGGAUCAUGGUGAUUGAGUGCGACCGUCUCAAACCCACGCGGUUCGUUCACGUGGCCUACCACGGCGAAGAUCACUACGACAGCGUGCGAGCCUUAAAAGACCCCGUGGAUCCAGACAGUCUGCCGGUUUCAAUCGAGCUCAAUUGGGACGGCUUUCGCCCCGAGGACUUCGCAAAGUGA